Halteromyces radiatus is the source of this 1951-nucleotide messenger RNA. RefSeq lists its product as uncharacterized. Gene Ontology annotation, molecular function: phosphoacetylglucosamine mutase activity; magnesium ion binding. Gene Ontology annotation, biological process: carbohydrate metabolic process; UDP-N-acetylglucosamine biosynthetic process. NCBI's taxonomy places the organism in Eukaryota, Fungi, Mucoromycota, Mucoromycetes, Mucorales, Cunninghamellaceae. The transcript is spliced from 9 exons. The record is from RefSeq and is a predicted model, not a curated record. Bases 39 to 1682 code for a protein of 547 amino acids.
UUUUUUUUUUUUUUGUUAUCGCACAUAAUAUUAUCAUCAUGUCUACUUUCACUUUGGAUACUCUUAAUAACAACUAUGUUGCUCACAAAUAUGAAGACUUUGUCUAUGCUUAUGGUACUGCUGGCUUCCGGUCAAAAGCUGAAGUUCUUGACUCUGUUAUGUAUAUUGUUGGUAUCUUGGCCACUUUACGUUCUAAAAAGUUGAAUGGUGCUACCAUUGGUGUGAUGAUAACUGCCUCUCACAAUCCUGAAGAGGAUAAUGGUGUUAAACUUGUGGAUCCUCGUGGUGAAAUGUUGGAACAAUCCUGGGAAGGUUAUGCUACCAAGAUGGCCAACGCCAAGGAUGGGGAUAGUUUGGUACAUGCUGUCAACGAAAUCAUUGCUACUCAAAAGAUCAACGUUGAAAUUCCUGCAUCUGUGAUCUAUGCUUAUGAUACUAGACCUAGCUGUCCUGAACUUGUCAAAUAUCUUGAAAGUGGUCUUGAAGCUGCUGGUGCUCAAGCUAAGAGUUAUGGGGUAUUAACCACUCCUAUGCUCCAUUAUCUUGUUCGUUGUUUGAACACUGCUGGUACUGGUGAUGCUUAUGGUGAACCUUCAGCUGAAGGUUAUUACAAGAAAUUAUCCAAUGCGUACAAGACUGCUGUGAAAGGAUAUGCUCGCUUAUCUCCUCUGUCUGUGGAUUGUGCCAAUGGUGUUGGUGCUCUCAAAUUACGUGAACUUGUUCAACAUAUCCCUGAAGAUAUCCUUUCCAUCAACAUCAUUAAUGAUCAAACCACUACUAAGGGUGCUUUAAACAAGAAUUGUGGUGCUGAUUUUGUCAAGACCAAUCAACGUGCUCCUCCUAAUGCAUCUAUUGCUCCUGGAGAUCGAUUCUGUUCUUAUGAUGGUGAUGCUGACCGUAUUGUUUAUUACUAUGUGGACAAAGAUAAUGUAUUCCGAUUAUUGGAUGGUGAUAAGAUUGCUGGUCUUGCCGCAAUGUUCAUUAUGGAACUUGUGAAUGAUGCUGGUAUCGACUCUAUCAAGGUAGGCGUUGUUCAAACUGCUUAUGCCAAUGGAAGCUCUACUCAUUACUUGGAAAAGGUCUUGAAUGUACCUGUAUCUUGUGUUGCCACCGGUGUUAAACAUUUGCAUCAUGAAGCUGAAAAGUAUGAUAUUGGUGUAUACUUUGAAGCCAAUGGUCAUGGUACUGUGCUCUUUAGUCCUGCUGCUUUGAACACAAUCAACACCACCGAAGCAAAAACCCCUGCUCAAAACCGUGCAUUGCAACAACUUUCAGCCUUGACAGAAUUGAUCAAUCAAACUGUAGGUGAUGCUAUCUCAGAUAUGCUAUUGGUGGAAACCAUCUUGACCAAUCGUCAAUGGAGUCUAGAUGCAUGGGAUCAAGCAUAUACUGAUCUUCCCAACCGAUUGGUUAAAGUGGUGGUGGCCGAUCGUACUGUAUUCAAGACAACCAAUGCUGAACGUCAAGUGGUAGAACCUGUGGGUCUUCAAGCUCAAAUUGAUGCCAUCGUCGCUAAAUACAACAAUGGUCGCUCGUUUGUUCGUGCUUCUGGUACCGAAGAUGCCGUACGUGUUUAUGCUGAAGCUGCUUCUCGUGCUGAAACCGAUGAAUUGGCUUACAAGGUCGCCCAAGCUGUUUACGAUUCUGGCAGUGGUGUUGGUUCUCGUCCUUUGAAACCAUAAAUGAUUCUUCAUGAUAUUUUUUUUUUAGUGUUAUCAUCAUCAUCAUUAUUUUUUUUUGUUGUUACAUCUCUAUGCCAUUUUUAUUCCAGUUGUUUUUAUUUUUAUUAUUGUAUCUCCCUCUUUUUUUUUUUUGACCACCAAUAAAGUUUUAUUUUUCUGAUAUUGUCUUAUUUUGAACAUGCUUCUGUCAAACCUCGUUUGAAUCUUUUUUAUGCAUCAUCAUGUUGGCUGAUCUUUUGAGAAAAGUGAUCAGGACAUGUCCAUAUUUG